Messenger RNA from Trichomycterus rosablanca, 1766 nucleotides. Its product is annotated as F-box/LRR-repeat protein 7. The coding region runs from base 120 to 1607 and encodes 495 amino acids. The record is from RefSeq and is a predicted model, not a curated record. Lineage: Eukaryota; Metazoa; Chordata; Actinopteri; Siluriformes; Trichomycteridae. Gene Ontology annotation, cellular component: cytoplasm. Gene Ontology annotation, molecular function: protein binding. The transcript is spliced from 4 exons.
CUUUCUGACGGGUGCUUUUUGUGACAUGCCGUGUGUUUUGCGUGUGUUGUAAUAGAGAAUCGGUGCGUAAGCGUGAUGUGUGUUACAGGCAGUUGUGGAUAGACAAUGCGCUUUUCGGGAUGGGUGCAAACAACGGGAAACAGUGCGAAAGCGAAGGUAAAGGAAGCUCAAGUAUUUCCUCCGACGUGAGCUCCGGCACAGAUCAUACACCCACCAAAGCUCCCAGGAAUGUAGCUGCCAGUGAAGACUCAGACCUGAGCAUGAGGACACUCAGUACUCCCAGUCCUGCCCUCAUCCUAAACCUAAGUCCUUCUCAUCUUUCUCCCCAAACUCUACUCAAUGGAACUGACACUCCGUCCUCAUCCCCAUCCUCUUCACCCAGCAUUCCCAGAGAAACAGUUGCUAUUGUUCAUGCCCCACCAGGAACGCCAGGCUGCAAGAAACCCUCUCGGACUCACUCCACUUCAAUCAUUGACUUUCUUCCAGACCCUGUCCUCUUGCAGAUCCUUGCUCACCUGUCCACACCACAGCUGUGCCGAUGUGCCCGAGUGUGCCGUCGCUGGUACAACCUGGCAUGGGACCCUCGUCUCUGGAGAACUAUCAGGUUAAGUGGAGAAUCGCUUAAUACUGACCGGGCACUGAAAGUCCUCACACAGCGCCUGUGCCAGGAUACCCCCAAUGUGUGUCUUACUUUGGAGACAGUGGUGGCUAGUGGAUGCUCGAGACUGUCUGAUCGAGGUCUGCGUGUGCUGGCUCAGUGCUGCCCUGAAUUACGUUGGCUUGAGAUCUCAGGCUGUUACAAUGUGUCCAAUAAUGCAAUAUUCGAUGUGGUGUCCUGCUGCCCUAUCCUAGAACACCUGGAUGUCUCGGGUUGCUCACAGGUGACAUGCAUCAGUCUGACCAAAGAGACUUCAGUCCCUUUCCCUGCGCUUCAUGGCCAGCAGAUUAGCCUGCGAUACCUGGACAUGACAGACUGCACAUCUCUAGAAGACCAGGGUCUGCGUACCAUUGCCCUGCACUGUCCACGCCUAACCUUCAUUUAUCUGCGCCGCUGCAGUCUACUGACCGAUGAUGCCGUGCGUCAGCUGGCACUUCACUGCCCUGCUCUGCGUGAACUUAGCCUGAGUGACUGCCACCUGCUGGGUGACUUUAGUCUGCGCGAGGUGGCCCGCAUGGAAGGCCAGCUGCGCCAUCUGAGUGUGGCACACUGUAGUCGCAUCACUGAUGUAGGUCUGCGCUACGUGGCACGCUACUGCCCGCGUCUGCGCUACCUGAAUGCUCGAGGCUGCGAGGGCAUCACGGACCAGGGCCUUGGCCAUCUUGCCCGUGGGUGCCCCAAGCUGCGGGCGCUGGACAUAGGGCGUUGCCCGUUAGUUACCAACAUGGGGCUAGAAAUGCUAGCACGUUGCUGCACCAGGCUCAGAAGGCUUAACUUGAGGGGAUGUGAGAGUGUCACUGGUAGAGGGUUAAAGGCAUUAGCAACAGGAUGCUCUGAACUGCAGAUGCUUAAUGUACAAGAUUGUGAGGUGGCGGCAGAGGCACUGCAGAUGGUACGACGCCACUGCAAACGCUGUGUGAUCGAGCAUACAAUCCCAGCUUUUUACUAAUUACACAAUUGAUUGUUUGACAAGUGGAUAAGUUUACUUACCGCAGCUUUAGUUAAAGUGGGGUGGGUGAGACACGGUGUGCAAUACAUCUGUAAGAAAAUAUUCAUUCCUUGCUAUAUUAAUAUAAUAGUAUUUAUCAGAUAAAAAAGUUUAACUUGA